This is a messenger RNA of Sebastes umbrosus (honeycomb rockfish), 1031 nucleotides long. It is a transcript of the gene adi1, whose product is annotated as acireductone dioxygenase 1. The record is from RefSeq and is a predicted model, not a curated record. Gene Ontology annotation, molecular function: acireductone dioxygenase [iron(II)-requiring] activity. Lineage: Eukaryota; Metazoa; Chordata; Actinopteri; Perciformes; Sebastidae.
UCGCGUCAUUAGAGUCUCGUGAAGGCAGCUCUUAUCAACAAGUUGUCAACAUCUCUGGUAGAAGAGCAGCGGGGUCUGCAGAGCUGCUGGCCUCACUCACUCUGCUACAGAGGAUUAACCGGGUCUAACGUUAGGUGAGGUCGGGCUGGCUGCAGUCACGUGACAAUCAAAGGCAGCAGACACAUUCCUCUCAUUGCUCUCUAUAGUCUACAGUCUACAGGAGGUCAGCUGGAGACACGUCCAGCUGUUAGCUCAGUUAGCUCCGGUUAGCUCCAGCGGUUAGCUCCUCAGCUAGCUCCAGCAUGGCAAUGGAAGCCUGGUACAUGGACGGGUCUGAGGAGGACCAGAGGACGCCUCACAGACUGAACCCGGACCAGCCCGUGUCUCUGGACCAGCUGAGACAGCUCGGGGUGUUUCACUGGAAGCUGAAUGCUGAUAUCUAUGAAAGCGACCCGGAGCUGGAGCAGAUCCGUAAAGACCAAGGCAACUCCUACAUGGACAUCAUCUCUAUUCACAAGGACACACUACCUAACUAUGAGGAAAAGCUGAAGAUGUUCUUUGAGGAGCACCUGCACUUGGAUGAUGAGAUCCGCUACAUCCUGGACGGCCAGGCCUACUUUGACGUCAGGGACAAGGAAGAGCGGUGGAUCCGAAUCGCCAUGAGAAAGGGGGACAUGAUCACACUGCCGGCCGGCAUCUACCACCGCUUCACCCUGGACGAGACCAACUACACUAAAGCCAUGAGGCUGUUUGUGGGGGAGCCGGUGUGGAAAGCUUACAACCGGCCAGCUGAUGACUUUGGCAUCCGCCAAAAGUACGUGGCUUCUCUGCAGGGAUCCUGAGAGAGAGAGAGAGAGAGAGAUGUGCGAUUCCAUACGACCGCCGCUAACACUAGAAUCAGGGCUUCCAACGGGAUUCUGUUAGGCAAUAAAGUAGGUUUACAGUAGUAGAGAUGUUCCCAUACUAUUCUUUCCGUCCUGAUACCGAUUCCGAUACCUGAACUUGCGGUAUCGUCUAUACUGGGUACCGAU